AUGUCUCCUCUUGGAUCUCUUCCAAAAUCAAUGCUUUAUAGUCAGCUCAAUCCAGACGAGAUGGAUGUGUAUCACAGGUCUCAAUGUCUUCCCGGAACACGUACGAGAAUUCAGAAUGAGAUCGUUGAAUGGGCGUCAUCGGGCUCGGAUCAGAACGUCUUCUGGUUACAUGGCGUUGCAGGCUGUGGCAAGAGUACAGUCAGUACGACGAUUGCAGAGUUCUUUCGUACCAUGACUCGUCUCGGCGCCCUUCUUUUCUUUGAACGUGGCAAGAGCGAUCCUAGCUCUGUCAUCCGCACUCUUGCGUAUAAACUCGCCUUGUUUGAUUUCUUGGUGGCCAAAUACGUUGGGUCUUCUUCAAGGGCCUCUGGCUUUGGCUUCAGAUUCGAUACAGGCCCCGUCAUCAUUGUCCUUGAUGCGUUGGACGAAUGUGGCUCGGAGGCGACAAGGCGAACGCUGCUGGAGUGCCUUCGAAAAGGCCUUCCUUCACUACCCAAGCGAUUUCGAUUCCUUAUUACGAGCAGGAAGGAACUGGAUAUUAGCCGUGUCUUAUCUUCUCUGCCUAACUGCAUUGUUCCUGUUGAGUUGGAACAUGACUCGCCAAUAUGCAAGGACGACUUGCUUCGCUACAUUGAUCACGAGAUGCGCAACGUAUUCGUGAAAAACGAGCUGUGCAUUUCGGGUGAUUGGCAAGUGAAGAUGGAUCGUCUCGGAAGUGCGGCGGGUGGACUUUUCAUCUGGGCAUCGACAGCGGUGAAAUUGGUGGAUUGUGACGACCCAGCUGGGAAGCUGAAUGAAUUGACAUCAAAAUUGCAAAACUUGGCCGGCCUCGAGCAACUGUACGACUCCGUUCUUAGAGGAUCUGGCAUCUCGUUCGGCGACAAAGCAACCAAGGCUCGCUUUUCGCAGAUCCUUGGUUUCAUUCUCCUUGGUAGACAACCGUUGACCACUGAUGCGAUCGACAAGUUUCUUGGGUAUUCAAAUGACAGACCGUCACGUCUUAUUCUUUCUCGCCUACAGUCCGUGCUUGUGUACACUCCUGGAGCUCCUGUCUGCUUUUGCCAUUAG
This is a messenger RNA of Fomitiporia mediterranea MF3/22, 1068 nucleotides long. RefSeq lists its product as uncharacterized. The record is from RefSeq and is a predicted model, not a curated record. The coding region runs from base 1 to 1068 and encodes 355 amino acids. The transcript is spliced from 3 exons. NCBI's taxonomy places the organism in Eukaryota, Fungi, Basidiomycota, Agaricomycetes, Hymenochaetales, Hymenochaetaceae.